Molecule: messenger RNA, 1175 nt
Organism: Onychomys torridus (southern grasshopper mouse)
Lineage: Eukaryota; Metazoa; Chordata; Mammalia; Rodentia; Cricetidae
Gene: Dmrtb1
Product: DMRT like family B with proline rich C-terminal 1
Exons: 4
Coding region: 7-1065 (352 amino acids)
Biological process (GO): sex differentiation; regulation of transcription by RNA polymerase II; germ cell development
Cellular component (GO): nucleus
Molecular function (GO): DNA-binding transcription factor activity, RNA polymerase II-specific; RNA polymerase II cis-regulatory region sequence-specific DNA binding
Source: RefSeq, a predicted model, not a curated record
GACAAGAUGCUUCGCACCCCCAAGUGCUCAAGGUGCCGGAACCAUGGCUACCUGGUGCCAGUCAAGGGCCAUGCGGGCAAGUGCCGCUGGAAGCAGUGCAUCUGCGACAAGUGCUACCUGAUCACCGAGCGCCAGAAGAUCAUGGCUGCCCAGAAGGUGCUCAAGACACAAGGUGCCGAGGAGCAGGCGGCCACCGCGGGCACGCAGGGGCCCCAGCUGCCUCCUGGGGCUCCGGUGGCGGCCCCCGCCGCCGCCGCCGCCGCCUCGAGCUCCAGCCUUUGCCCACUGCCUAGGGUGGCUCCGGGAGGCGCGGGGCCAGGCCCCGUGGCCACCUGCUUCCUCGAGAGGCCCCGGCAGGCCCGCAGCCCAGGCCCGAGCGCCUUCCAGCUGGUCCCAGGCGGCCGCCCGGGCCCCAGCACCUUCCAGCCUGGUCUGGGGAGCCCCGGGGGUCCGCACGACCGUCCCCCCGCGUGGCUGCCGCCCGCCAGCCCGCAGCCGCCCAGGCCCGAGUCCUGCGGCCCGGAGCAGCGCCUGCUAGUGCGGCCCGUGCCCCGACCGCCGUUCACCGACUACGACUACGGGCAUCCUCUGAGAUUCAGCUCUGAUCAUGUCAGGGGAGCUGGGUACCCCGAGAGAGAGCCUUUCCAGCAGUGCCCUGCCUGCGUCCCCAUGCCAUCCUAUCAGCCCUUCCCACCUGAUGGCCAGGAUGCAGCCUCAGCUCUGGGGAUCCCUCAACAGAGAAGCUUCCGUCACGUCUCCUGCAGCCCCUACCACGGAGGCAGCCUGGUGUCAGAACCAGGCCGGGACCUCCAGCCAACCUACUGCUCACCGCCACCACCUGCACUGCCGCCUCCACCGCCUCCACCGCCUCCACAGCACUCUAGCUUCCUCCCCUCGGGCUAUCUCUCUGCUCUCCACUUACUGGCUCCGCCGCCGCCGCCACCAUCGCCCCCGACUUUCUCACUGACCAUCCUGUAUGACACAGACAAGGAGGAGACCAAUGAUCAGGAUGAGAAGGCGCUCACCAAGCCCAGCCAGAACCCCUCCCAGGAGCGGUCCAACUAAGCUGCAGGCCGCGCGAAGGCCACUGGGCGGGGAGGGCUACUCGGCAGCAAUUAUUUUUUUUCCCCUUUGCUCAUGGUCUAUAGUGAGGAAGGAUAUUGAUAGGUGUAAAA